This is a messenger RNA of Phalaenopsis equestris, 1164 nucleotides long. Its product is annotated as gibberellin 2-beta-dioxygenase-like. Gene Ontology annotation, biological process: response to light stimulus; gibberellin catabolic process. The coding region runs from base 73 to 1164 and encodes 363 amino acids. The record is from RefSeq and is a predicted model, not a curated record. NCBI's taxonomy places the organism in Eukaryota, Viridiplantae, Streptophyta, Magnoliopsida, Asparagales, Orchidaceae. The transcript has 3 exons.
CAGAACACCUCUUCCCCCACAUGCAAUUUUCCACAGGCUUACCCUGUUCCCUCUGUUCUCCGCCCAAAAACCAUGGUGGUCCUCGCCAAUCCAUCCCCAGACAACAUAUUCCUCCACAAAUCUUCCAAGCCUUGCGCCUCCUUCUCGGACGUCCCCGUCGUCGACCUGACCGGCCCGACCGCCGGCUCCGAUAUCGUCACGGCUUGCAACCAAUUCGGCUUUUUUAAAGUCACCAACCACGGCGUCUCCAAAAGCCUUGUUGCCAGAGCAGAGGCUGCCGCCAUGGAUUUCUUCGCCUUGCCCCAAUGGGAGAAGGAGCAGGUCUGCAUGGCCAAACCUUACGGCUAUGGAAACAAGCAGAUUGGCUGCAAUGGCGACGUCGGAUGGUUAGAGUAUCUUCUUCUCGAGGUCCCCAACUUAUUCGGAUGCAGCUCUACUCUGAAGGAGUACGUGUCGGAAAUGAAGAACUUGGCGUCUGGAAUGCUUGUGUUAAUGGCGGAUGGGCUGGGAUUGGAGCAGAGGAAUGCGUUCAGUAAAUAUAUAGACGAUGAGAGAAGCGAUUCCUUCUUCAGGCUAAAUCACUACCCUCCAUGUCCGAUGUUGCAGGGAUUCAACAAUAACCUGAACGGAUUCGGGGAGCACACGGAUCCGCAAAUCAUUUCGGUUCUGAGAUCGAAUAACUCGGAUGGGCUUCAGAUUUGUCUGAAAGAUGGAAGCUGGGUCUCCGUUGCUCCGGACCAGGAUUCCUUCUUCGUUAAUGUGGGCGAUUCUCUACAGGUGCUGACCAACGGGAGAUUUCAGAGCGUUAGGCAUAGGGUGGUGACCAGCGGCAAGAGGUCGCGGUUGUCGAUGAUAUAUUUCGGCGGGCCGCCGCUAAGUGCGAGGAUUGGGCCUCUCCUCAAGCUUCUUGGAGAGGAAGAACGGAGCAGGUACAGGGACUUCACAUGGGCCGAGUACAAGACUGCUGCCUUCAACUCCCGACUUGCAGAUGACAGGUGCGAGGAUGAGCAUGCCUUUGAAUUAGUAGUCGCGUCGGUGCGUAUCCCAGACCUUCGAUCAAGGACCGGGGCGAGCGGAAUUGGAAGGAGAAGCUUUGAGAGGUGCGGAGCAAAGAACAUACGAACUGGGAAAGAAAAGAGCUGGGUCCCUGCGAAUCAAGCAUGA